UGCAUUCCCUCCCCAUUCAUUGCAAUAGCACUCCUGCAGUGUGUUAAUAUUUGCUGUCUUCGUUUAUGAUCAUUCUGUCGGAUCAUCAGAGACCUACAAGAGAGGAGAGGAGCAGCAGAAAGAGGGCGAGUGAAGAUACAGUCAGUGCAGGUGAACAGCUACAUUCUGCACCACGUGUCGCCAACAUGGAGGAGGACGAACAUAAACAAGACUUUCUCUAUUGUGAAGAGUGUCAGUCAUUUUUCAUCUGUGAAUGUGACGUUCAUGGUGCUCCAUUGUUCAUUCCUGACACCCUUGUGCCUGUGGGGGCUGCAGACCGGGCCAGACUUACCCUUCCUGCUGGACUGGAGGUUCUUACAUCCAACAUUCCCAACGCAGGACUCGGGGUGUUUAACCAGGGUGAUAUUCUUCCAAUUGGAGCACAUUUUGGCCCUUAUGAGGCAGAAGCAAGCAAAAUGGAGGAAGCUGUCAGCAGUGGAUACUCGUUUGUGAUAUACAAGAGAAAGCACUUGAAUGAAUAUAUAGAUGCCAGAAGAGAAACACACUCGAACUGGAUGAGAUAUGUAAAUUGUGCUCGCAGUGAAGUGGAACAAAAUCUGGUGGCAUUUCAGUAUGAAGGAGCGAUUCUGUACCGAUGUUGCCGGCCAAUCAAAACUGGUGAAGAAUUGCUAGUCUGGUAUGGAGAGGAGUAUGCCAGAGAUUUUGACGUCACUUUUGACCAUCUGUGGAACACUAAAUGCUCUGACAGAGAGACCGGAUCAUGUCCAGUGUUUUCCUGCUCUGUGUGUUCAUUGUCAUACACGGCUCAAACUUAUCUCCACAAACAUAUGAGAAGAUGCCAUCAUGAGGAGUGUGACAAACUGCUGAAAUGUGGAGAGAUUGACAGUGAGGACAUGGUACCUAAGACGACCUUGAAAACAGAACAUGUAUCAUCUGAUAAUCUCUGCUCUGCCACCCAGAACGAACUAAAACACAGAGAAGGCAAGGAGAAAACUCACCAUUGUGCAGAUUGUGGGAAGAGUUUCUCUUUGUUAAGUCAUCUUAUUGCACACAAGCGCAUCCACACAGUACCGAAGCUGUAUCACUGCCCACAAUGUGGAAAGAGUUUCUCUUGGCCAAGUCAUUUAAUUGAACACAAGCGCACACACACAGGAGAGAAGCCGUAUCGGUGCACACAGUGUGAUAAGAGUUUCUCUCAGUUAGGUCACCUUAUUACACACAAGCGCACACACACAGGAGAGAAACUGUAUUGUUGCAAACAGUGUGGGAAGAGUUUCUCUCGGUCAAGUGAUCUCAGCGUACACCAGCACAUACACGGAGGAGAAAAGCUGCAUCACUGCACACAGUGUGGGAAGAAUUUUACCAAAUUUGAUAGGCUCCAAAUACAUCAGCGCUUACACACAGGAGAGAAGCCGUAUCACUGCACACAGUGUGGGAAGAGUUUUUCUCGGUUAGGUGAUCUCAGUGUACACCAGCUCAUACACACAGUAUAGAAGCCGUAUCACUGCACACAGUGUGGGAAGAGUUUCUCUCGGUCAAGCCUUCUUACUGCACACCGGCGCAUACACACAGGAGAAAAGCCAUAUCACUGCUUGCAGUGUGGAAAGAGUUUUACCUGGUCUAGUAAUUUAAAAGUACACCAGGCAAUACACACAAGAGAGAAACCAUAUCACUGCUUGCAGUGUGGAAAGAGUUUUACCUGGUCUAGUAAUUUAAAAGUACACCAGGCAAUACACACAAGAGAGAAACCGUAUCACUGCACACAGUGUGAGAAGAGUUUCUCUCUUUUAAGUCAUAUCAGUAGACACCACCGCAUACACACAGAAGAGAAGCUGCAUCAGUGCUCAUGUUGUGGCAGGAGUUUCCUUCGGCCCUACGAUCUCUGCGUGCACCAGCGCACACACACAGGAGAGAAGCCAUAUCGCUGCAAACAGUGUGGGAAGAAUUUCUCUCAGUCAAGUCAUCUUAGUGUACACCAGCAAACACACACAGGAGAGAAGCCGUAUCACUGCACACAGUGUGGGAAGAAUUUCUUUCGGUCCAGCGAUCUCCGUGCACACCAGCGCAUACACACAGGGGAGAAGCCGUAUCACUGCACACAGUGUGAUAAAAGUUUCUCUUACUCUUCCCAUCUCUGUGUACACCAGCGCGGACACACAGGAGAGAAGCCGUACCGCUGCACACAGUGUUGCAAAAGUUUUUCCGAGUUAAGUCAUCUUACUAGACACCAACGAACACACACAAGUGAUAAGCUGUAUCCUUGCUCACAUUGUGAUAAGAGUUUCUCUCUGUCAAGUUAUCUUACUGAACACCAGCGUGUACACACAGGAGAGAAGCCAUUUCACUGCUCACAGUGUGAGAAGAGUUUCUCUCGUUCAAAAGAUUUAUGUGAACACCAGCGCAUACACACAGGAGAGAAGCCGUUUCACUGCCUACAGUGUGGAAAGAGUUUCUCUCAUUCCAAAGGUUUCCGUAUACACCAGCGCACACACACAGGAGAGAAGCCGUAUCACUGCUCACAGUGUGGGAAAAGUUUUGCUCAGUCAAGUCAUCUUAGUAGACACCAGCGCACACACACAGAGGAGAAGCCGUAUCACUGCUCACAGUGUGAGAAGAAUUUCUCUCGGGCAAGUCACCUUAGUAGACACCAGAAAACACACACAGGAGUGAACCUCUAUUACUGUGUACCAUGUGGAAUGAGUUUUAACAGGUUUAUUGGCCUCCAAAGACAUCAGCAGAAACAUUCAGAAGUUGUAUCACUGCUCAAAGAAACUGAUGUCGUCAAUCAGACCAAUCACUCUGCUUCUUUCUAA
Molecule: messenger RNA, 2813 nt
Organism: Triplophysa rosa
Lineage: Eukaryota; Metazoa; Chordata; Actinopteri; Cypriniformes; Nemacheilidae
Product: zinc finger protein 271-like
Exons: 6
Biological process (GO): regulation of transcription by RNA polymerase II; central nervous system development
Cellular component (GO): nucleus
Molecular function (GO): histone methyltransferase activity; protein binding; RNA polymerase II cis-regulatory region sequence-specific DNA binding
Source: RefSeq, a predicted model, not a curated record